AUGGCUGGCAGGUCCCUGCGGGCGGCCCGGUAUCACCUUAGCCCGCUGCUCUCGUUGGGCGCUCAGCGGCCCAGCAGAGAUUGCCUGUGUCUCUUCAGCACUGCGGCCCAGCAGAGGAGUACGGGAGAUGAGUGUGGACCAGAGGAUCCCCGCGAUGAGCCGAGACAUCCCCUUUCUGAGCGAACUGUAGAGCUCAAAGCCAGCAAACUGGAAGAACAAGUCCAUGAUUUAACUGAGCGAUACCGGAAAGCCUUGGCGGAUUCGGAAAAUGUCCGGAGGAGAACACAGAAGUUUGUGGAAGAUGCCAAGCUGUUUGGGAUCCAGAGUUUCUGCAAGGACCUGGUGGAGGUAGCUGAUAUCUUGGAGAAGACUACUGAGAGCGCUGCAAGAGAAGCAGAGCCUACUGACCCAAAACCAACCCUCAAGAAGAUCUAUGAAGGCCUCUCCCUCAUAGAGGCCAAGUUGCAAAGUGUAUUUGCCAAGCAUGGCCUUCAGAAGAUGAACCCCGUCGGUGGCAAAUAUGAUCCAUACGACCAUGAAAUAGUGUGCCAUGUGCCAGCAGAGGGAAUGCAGCCAGGCACAGUGGCACUAGUGACUCAGGAUGGCUAUAAACUCCACGGCCGCACUAUCAGACACGCACAUGUUGGUGUGGCAGUAGAGUCGCAGGAGUGAUGUGGUGGGUGCACCCAUUGCGAUCUGGGACCUUAAUGAGCUGAGGACUCGGUCACACAGUGGCGAUAGCAGCUGCAUGUCUUUUCUUUAUUUAUUAAGCUAGGUUUGUAUUGUACAUUGGCUUCUUCACAACAUGUGCAGUAAUCUUGGCUUUAAUUCCAAGAGGCUCAAUUAUUUAAUGUUACUUUUUCUGUGUGUGUAAUACUGGGAAUCCUGCUAUUUAAGCAUGUGGCACUGCUAGCCCCCUUCUCUGUUGGAUU
Messenger RNA from Emys orbicularis (European pond turtle), 932 nucleotides. RefSeq names its product GrpE like 2, mitochondrial (gene GRPEL2). The record is from RefSeq and is a predicted model, not a curated record. Gene Ontology annotation, molecular function: protein-folding chaperone binding; protein homodimerization activity; adenyl-nucleotide exchange factor activity. Gene Ontology annotation, cellular component: PAM complex, Tim23 associated import motor. Lineage: Eukaryota; Metazoa; Chordata; Testudines; Emydidae. Gene Ontology annotation, biological process: protein import into mitochondrial matrix; protein folding. The transcript is spliced from 4 exons. The coding region runs from base 1 to 672 and encodes 223 amino acids.